Vespa mandarinia (Asian giant hornet) is the source of this 2968-nucleotide messenger RNA. RefSeq lists its product as uncharacterized. NCBI's taxonomy places the organism in Eukaryota, Metazoa, Arthropoda, Insecta, Hymenoptera, Vespidae. The record is from RefSeq and is a predicted model, not a curated record.
AGUCCUGCAGAACAAAAGAUAUUAUGGAAUAGAUCUAUGGUGAAAUCAUUAGAAGAAUGUGCAAAUAUUACUAAUAGAAAUAUAAAAGAUAGGAUAAUUUCAUCGGGACGUGCUACUAGACCAGAAAACCUUGAUAUCACACCAUGGUACCAUGAGAACUUCUCUAUUCCAAACAGCUCGUCAGAAUAUAUGAUUCAUCGAAAAUUCGACUCCUCAAGCUCACACGUUACUAAAGAAUUAAAACUUAAGUUAAUUUCAAAAAAGGAUAGUAGUGUUGAAACAGAAACUCCGCAAAUAGAAGCAAUCGGUAUUACGCCUAGAAAGGCUUACAUGGAUUUAGUUGAUGCAAUCGCAUUGUUAGAUGAGACUUGUCCAAAUCAAGAAUUUAAUCCGUCCGAUACAAUAAAAAUAACAGAGGCUUCUUUAUUGCCAUAUACAGAAUGUAAAAAAGUAAAAUCAAAAAAUAAGUCGAGAAGUUCUUAUAAUCACGAUCACGAUCGACUUAAUCAACGUUCAUUUAAAAGACAUCGUCCACAGGAUAAGAAUAAAAAUCGACCAUUAAUGAAGAAAAUUGGAAAAUCGAAAACCGAAGAAAUGCCAUUUUUAAUAAGAUCAUCGCCGAAUCUUGGCACCAUUCGUAAACCUUGUUUUCAGAAGAUUAGAUCAAGAAAAGUUCUUGAACAACCUACUUUAAAUAAAAUCAGUUCUUUGAAAAAAUUUAUCUUUGAUACGACAAAUGUUACAGAAAAUUUUGUUGUUAAUUUUAAAAGUAUCAGCGAAACAACAACAGAUAUUCAAACUAGUAUUGAACAAACUAAUAAUCAGCAAGAAAAACAAUUGAAAAAGUCUAGAACGAUAGAAUUACCUAUUAGAAGAUAUUCUGAUAUAGGUCAAAGUUCUUCUGUGACAAUACAUUCCUUUGAAACAGAUGAUUUAGAUAAAGUUUUCUCUCGAAAGACACCUCUUCGAGAUUAUCGAAGAGCUUCAUUAGAUAACGUAAUCGAUACCGAAUCUUGUUCGUCGUUAGUGAAAGAUGUAAUAACGAAUAAUUCGAAACUUAGCAUGCAACAACGAUUCAAUAGUAUAGAUACAUUAAUAAAACACAAAAUAAACGUAAAUGAACAAAGUGUUUCUUCUAGUAAGUAUGUAGGUUCUUCAUUCACAGAAUUAGAUAGAUGGAGUAGCUUUUUUAAGAAACAAGAAGAAAUAAAAAAAUGUAUGACUCAUUCAACGAUUGAUUGUAUUUGUACAAGUUUAAAAAUCGGCGGAAGUACACCAAAUUUGAAAGAGUGCAUUUCAAACUCUCUACUAAUAAAUACAUCGAGUAAUGUAAAAGAACAACGUCAAAAAAUAAUCACUCUAAACAAAUUGAAAGAAAUUAGUCAUGUAAAAGAUAAAAAAAUAGUUAGAAAUACAACCUCGAAGUGUCAAAAAUGGCAAAUUUUCUUUGAACCUUUGCAAGACACAUUAGAUAUGUUUAAUGAAUUACGCAAAGUAAGCAGUUUACUGAAUAUACCUUCUUGGGAGAAAUUUUCUAAUGUAGACAAAACGUUUGUUCAAAUACCAAAACAGAUUUUUUUAAAUAAAAAAGAAACAUUAAGACAUGAAAGUAGCAGACAGUAUAUUGCAAGUGAAAGAAGCGAACCAAGCACAAAUAGUCAAAAUGAAAGAAAAGAACAACUUUCAAAGUUAAUAGAAUCAGUUCAAUGUAAAAAAACAUAUUUGCCAUUACAUCAUGUUCUUAAAGAAAAACAGGAAAUAGAUUCUAAAGCAAUUUCUUUAACCACUGCAAAAGAUUUAACUUCUCAGACUGAAGUAGAUUCUAAAUUCUACCUAUCGGAUAUUUUUAAUGUACCUUUACAGAAAAGGAAUGUACAAGAACAGGAAGAGAUGGAUAUGAAAAUAAAACAAGCAACAAAGGCAAAACACAAUCAUUGUCUUGAAAUAAAAGUUGCUAAUCCUAUGUUUCAAAAAGAAAGUAGCUCUCAGAAAAUGGUACAAAUUCAGGGACGGACCAAUGAUUUUUAUGAGAUCGUAUCAUCUAAAACAGUGCCGAAUUGCGCUGAAAAACAAUUGAGCAAAGUCUCUGCUGAAGAAGAUACAAAAUUAGAGAACUUUACCCUUGGUUCUAAGGUUGACUACCAGUCAGUUAUUGAGCAAAAGCGGACCAAAUGCUUUCCUUUAUAAUGCAUGAUAUAACGGACAUUCGAUGCGGAUUGUAUUAUUGGUUUCUACAAUAAACAUUACGCGACAUUCAUAAAAUUGGACAGGAUUACAAUCCUUUUUGAUCGAGCCUUUGAUAAUAAUGGACAUAAACAUAAAGAACAGCAUGAUCCCUUAAACACUGUCAAAAAUGAAAGUGGUACAAUACUAAAAUAUAUACAAAAAAGUAUGUGUAAUAUAACUUGUAUCAUUUAGUCAAUGGUUUUUGAGGUGCCUUGCCUUGUAUAUGUUUACAUAUGAUAUAUAUAUAUAUAUAUAUAUAUAUAUAUAUAUAUAUAUAUGUAUGUUAUGUAUACAUAUCUUUUUAAUAAUGAAUAAUUUUUCAUUUGUUUCCAAAUGUAACUAUGGAUAUAGCAGAUUAUUUAGAAUAAUAAUUGGCUUUUCAUGUGUCACUUUCAUCAAGGCAAGGAUUUGGAUCAUUUUUCUAUACUGCUUAUACAAAAUAAAAACAUAUUUGUAAAAUGUUGGUCUAUAUUACACAUUAUUUCUUUUGUUAUCAAAACAAAAAUCAUAGACCAACAAUAUUUAACAGUCCAAAUUUGACAAGAUUAUUAAUCAUUAUAAAGAAGGGAAAUUAGGACUUGGAUAAGAUGUGUUUAUAUAGAAUGUAGCUUAAGUGUUUAUAAAAUUGUUAGAAAAACAUUAUUGUAACAGAAAUGAAAUAUUGUUCUGUAAAUAUAUCGAUGGAAAGUAAAUAAGAUAAUUGUUAAUAGAAAUAAGAUGCGUCAGUAUGAAUACUUGUAUA